AUGUUGCCUUCAGAAUCAGAACGCUGUGACAGACUUGAUCCAUUCUAUGAGACUACCAACAUAUUUUCUGGUUCAAGCUAUCCUACUCUUAACCUUAUUUAUCUGACAAUGAGAUUGCUUAUUAAGAAGUUUGCACCUUCUUAUGAACAAACCAAAGAUGACUAUGCCGAUUUAUUAUUCGAACCUAUUAAUAGACAU
Racocetra persica is the source of this 198-nucleotide messenger RNA. The record is from the annotation of a GenBank genome assembly. Lineage: Eukaryota; Fungi; Glomeromycota; Glomeromycetes; Diversisporales; Gigasporaceae.